Molecule: messenger RNA, 639 nt
Organism: Rotaria sordida
Lineage: Eukaryota; Metazoa; Rotifera; Eurotatoria; Philodinida; Philodinidae
Source: the annotation of a GenBank genome assembly
AUGCAAUUAUAUUUAUUAAUUGUUUUUACACUUCUGUGGUGUUCAUCGACUCAAACUCAGUCAAAGUUAACUAUCGAUGAAUUCUUUGAUGCGACUAAUUUUCAAUCAGUACGUAUCUCUCCGAAUGGUCGAUAUUUAUUGAUAUAUAGUCAACGUCCAGCAUGGGAUUCUAACUCUUUCGAGAAUAGUUUAUGGCUUUAUGAAACUUAUGGACGACGAAAACAAUUGAUCACUAAACAAUUGUCUGGAAUUAUGCAACCAAAAUGGUCACCAAGUGGAGAUUGGUUCGUGUACUUAAUCAACGAUAAAGCCGCAACCGAUUCAACAGAUAAUCGUCAUCGUUUUCGACGUUCAGUCAAGAAUCAGACGAAAAACGACCAACAGAUUCAUCUUCAUAGUGUCAUUUCAGAUGAAUUGUUCUCUAUUGAAAUUGGUAAUCAAAUUCCGUCGGCUCUAGCAUGGUCAGAUGUUGAUUCGUCGCUCUAUUUCGCUGCACAAUCAUCUCAAUCGACCGAAGAUGCCAAUCUUUUGUAUGAAACCAAAUGGAAAGAUGUCAUUGAAUAUCGUCGACGUGAACCUAGUGAUGGUAGUACAAUCUAUCGUAUUGAUAUAAGCAGAAAAAAUCGAAGAGUUAUGUGA